AUGGCCUAUCUAGAACAGUAUAAGAAGGUGUCUAAAGACAAGAGAGUUGGAUACUAUGAUAGAUACAAGAAUAAACUUGAUACAAGUGAUAUUAAGGUGGUAGAGUAUAUGAGAUGCCUCACAUGUUACUGGGAAGAAAUGGUUGAUCAAGCAGAGAAAAGGCCUCAGACAGUAGGUGCCUCCCUUCGUACCCGUUCACUCUUUGGGGGAACAAAUUACCGAAGGAUGAUUGAACCACUGGACAUAGCUGAUUACUACAAGGCAGGCAAACAAGACUACAUAAAUCAAGGAAGGUCAAAACGUUACAUAAUAUUAGAGCAAUUGCUGAAAGAAACAGAGAAACCUUCAAGUGGUCCAAAUGAAUUGAAGAAACAGAAUGUGGCGUCAAGUCUGACAAAGGAUUCUUGCUUUUGGGCACAUGUUGAGGAGGCUCGCAUUUCAUGCAAAUUGCUGAGUAGCGGAGAAUCAAAUGAUAUGGAGAAAGAAAGAAACAAAUUGAUUGAGUUUGAAAACUAUGUAUACGGUUUGAUGAAAAAUUAUGCAGUAUCUUCUGAGAUUUUCUUACCUGGGAGCAGCUUCAUGACAUGGUGGAGAGACUAUAGAGAGAUUAAGGGAACUUUUUAUCAUUCACAUCUCACUAGCUUAAUGAAUAAUGAAGAGAAUUAUGACAAGUACGCUAAGGGCCGCUUGGUGAUUCCCUGA
Molecule: messenger RNA, 702 nt
Organism: Quercus lobata
Lineage: Eukaryota; Viridiplantae; Streptophyta; Magnoliopsida; Fagales; Fagaceae
Product: senescence-associated carboxylesterase 101-like
Exons: 1
Coding region: 1-702 (233 amino acids)
Biological process (GO): defense response
Molecular function (GO): carboxylic ester hydrolase activity
Source: RefSeq, a predicted model, not a curated record